UGUUCAGAAUGUCGUGAAAAAAUUGUGUUUGUACUUUGGUUAUUACUUUGAUCUUCAGUAUUUUAAUUGUAUCAUGGGAUUGUUCUGCUCUAGAGUUUKUCCAGGUUCAGUAACAGUAAAUGGCGUUCGUUAUCGGGUAGUUCGUGAUCUUGGGGAAGGAGCCUUUUCUUAUGUGAAUCUUGUGAAAAGAGGUAAUCAUUACUAUGCAUUGAAACGAAUGCGUUUGCAGCUAAGAGAACAAGAAGAGGCAUUUGAAAAUGAAGCAGCCGCACACAGAGCAGUUGAUCAUCCCAAUGUAAUGAAGUUGUAUGAUGUAGAAGUUAUAAACAAGUCCAGCUACAAAGAAGCUCGCAUGGUUCUAGAAUAUUACAAGGAUGGGACUGUUCAGGAUAUGAUAGAAAAGACAUUAGGGUGUGGCAAUCCUGCAGCAGAAUCCAAAAUCCUAAAGCUGUUCAGGUCUGCCUGCCAAGCCAUAGCAGCUUUUCAUUCCUUAUCUCCACCUCUUGCUCACAGGGAUAUCAAGCCUCACAAUCUUUUAUUGGGACCAAACUGUACUGUGAUUGUAUUUGACCUUGGAAGUGUAACGAAGGCUCGCUCUUCUAUUGCAUCAAGGCGUGAGGCUUUAGCACUUCAGGAAAUAUGUGCUCAACAAUGCACUGCUGCAUACAGAGCACCAGAGUUAUUUGAAGUUCCUUCCCAUUGUGAAAUUGAUGAAAAAACUGAUAUCUGGUCUCUUGGUUGUACUCUUUAUGCAAUGGCAUAUGGUGAGAGUCCUUGUGAUGGAUCAGCAUUAUCAGCUAUGAGUGGAAAUAUUCAAAUACCAUCAAACAUUCAWUACUCUUCAGAUUUUAAUAUCCUGAUUCGAAGCAUUCUGCAAGUAGAUCCACAAGAAAGGUUAUCAAUAUCAGAAAUAUUGAGAAUAAUCGACACCUUGUGCCCAACUGUAGAAGAAUUCACCUGUGCAGAUCCUACRCAAGUAGCUAUACAUGCUGUAUAAUGCAUAUCACACAUUUAGGGCCGGUUGUGUGAAGGGUGGAUAAAGUUGAUGGAUAGCACUUUUCACCUUUGUAUAACCGCCCAAUGUUCUUAAUAGUCAGGCACUUUGUAGAUAUUAGAUUGAAAURCGUGUAAACUGUACUAUUCUCCGCAAAAUAACUGACUGAUGAACAUAUGAAGAUACCUCAUUUGGUGCCAUAAUAGUACACGAACUCAAAACUUUUAAAUACUCURCACUAAAUUCACUUAUCAAGUAUUCCUGAGAAUGAGACACAAGAAAAUGUACGCAGGAACACAUUUCAAUCCCCUUGCACCAAACAAAAUAUCUGUAAUAUUUAUGAGAGUAUGAUGUCAAAAUUGAUCACAAUCAAAAUUUAUAAGAGAUUAUUUAUCGUAUAUAAUAAUUAUUGUUGUUUACUAGAAGCUGGAAUAAUCCAUUCAUGACAAAAAAGUGUUUCUUUUUAUCCUGUUAUAGCCAUCAUGUAUUUUCCUGUUUUUACGAAGAAGCACAUCACGUCCAUUACAUCGAGGAUGAUGUAAACUAGUUUUCCCAAGAGUUAAUUAAAAUGUUUCCCAAAAACCCAAACAUUGUCAAAUAUUUAUUCUUAUAUGCUAUAAUCGUUUAUAAACAGCUGCAAAAGCUUUUCCAAAGGUAUUUGAUUGUACCAAAAAUGCAGAUAUGGUUAUGGUUAUACAGGUCGAUCGUUGUUAUACAGAGAAUACUGCUUUAGUAAGAAACCGCACUGAGACAAGGGCAGAUCCAGCUGAAGUUUUAAGGAGGAAAGGGGGGAGGGGYUAAAUGGUUUUAAGGGGGGGCUAAAUGGGUUUUAUUUGUUAUAAACAACAGUGAAAAUAAUAAAAAGGUUACUUUUUAUGCUCAAAGGAGUGGCUACAGCCCACUUUUGCCCCUCCCUGGAUCCACCCUUGUUGAAGUGCGCAGGAAACCCAAUGAAAGUCAAAUGGGAAAUACAGUUGAAGCUCUAUUAAUGGUCACUCAAGUGACCGUUAUUAAAGAGGUUUAAUAGAGCUUGAUAGAGGUUUUACAUAAUUAGGCCAAAUUUUGUAUAGAAACUUAAAAAAAAAUAACUAUUAAAGAGUGCAUCWAUAAAG
Messenger RNA from Exaiptasia diaphana, 2106 nucleotides. Its product is annotated as probable serine/threonine-protein kinase DDB_G0291350. NCBI's taxonomy places the organism in Eukaryota, Metazoa, Cnidaria, Anthozoa, Actiniaria, Aiptasiidae. The record is from RefSeq and is a predicted model, not a curated record. Gene Ontology annotation, biological process: protein phosphorylation. Gene Ontology annotation, cellular component: cytoplasm; Golgi apparatus. The transcript has 10 exons. Bases 74 to 997 code for a protein of 307 amino acids. Gene Ontology annotation, molecular function: protein serine/threonine kinase activity; ATP binding.